AUGUUUUCAUUCGCUUUGUUUUUUCUUCUGAUCGCUGUUUCAGUUCUAGGAUUCGAUAUUGACUCCAAGACCAAUGUUGCUGUAUACUGGGGCCAGGCAUCUGCUGGAUCUCAAGAGUCUCUCGCUACCUACUGUCAAUCCGAUGAUGUUGACAUAGUUCUAUUAUCGUUCCUGUACGUUUUCCCAGACCCUUUGAGUCUUGAUUUUAGCUCUGCAUGUUCUGACACUUUCUCUGAUGGCCUUCUUCACUGCUCGCAGAUCGGUGAGGAUAUCAAAACCUGCCAAGGCUUAGGCAAAAAAGUUCUACUAUCUUUAGGUGGUGCCUCAGGCUCUUACGGUUUCGCUAAUGACUCUGAAGCUGAAACUUUUGCCGAAACCUUAUGGAACACCUUUGGCGGUGGUUCUGCAGAUGAGCGUCCAUUUGACGAUGCCAUUGUCGACGGGUUCGACUUUGAUAUAGAGAAUUCUCAACCUACUGGCUACGCUGCACUUGUUACAAAACUAAGAGAGUACUUCGAAAGCGGUUCCAAGGAUUACUACAUUUCUGCUGCUCCUCAAUGCUACUACCCGGAUGCUUCCGUUGGUGACUUAUUACAAAAUUCCAAGGUUGAUUUUGCAUUCAUUCAGUUUUACAACAACUACUGUGAUGUUGACAGACAAUUCAACUGGGAUACUUGGUUGGAUUUUGCCGAAACAAUCUCACCAAACACCGACAUAAAGCUUUACCUUGGAUUGCCAGGUGCCUCUACGGCUGCUAGUUAUGGCUACAUUUCUGAUUUGAGUCUCAUCGAAUCGACUGUGAAAAACAUUUCAACCUCAUCCAAUUUCGGUGGAAUUAUGCUAUGGGAUGCGUCGCAGGGGUUCACGAACCAGAUAGACGGUGAAACCUACGUUGCCCAAAUGAAGAGUAUCUUGGAGCAAUAUGCUUCCAGCGAGGUCAGUUCUACAGUUUCGACUACUUCCACUAGCUCUUCUUCCAGUAUCGCAAGUUUAACUUCUGCAACCUCUUUAACCGCCUCAUCUACCUCCUCUUCUUCCAUUAGCUCAUCCCAAACUACUUCUUCCAUUAUUUCUAGCAGCACCUCAAUUGUGACCUCUGCCAUUCCUAGCUCGACAAGUACAAGCACUUCCCUGACCUUGUCUUCAUCAACUCUAUCCACGGCAUCGUCCGCUUCCUCGCUUCCGGUCACCUCCACCGAGACUUCUAUUUCUUCUAGUCUUUCGAUCUCUUCGACUGCAUUAUCUUCCACCACGGUGCAUAGCACUUCACCCACCGGAGCUUCUACAUAUUCGCCAUCCUCUUCUGAAAUUAUUUCAAGCUCCCAUAUUUUGUCGACUACUUCAGAUUCUUCUACAAGCAGCGACUUUCCAUCUUCCUUACCUACUACAACAGCUGUUACCACACCAACUACCACUCUGUCGACUAAGCUUUUAUCCUCCGGAAGUACUGGAUCUAGUUCAUCUUCUGCCAUCAUCACUUCGUCUUCAUCAGUGCCUAUUGAAGCCACAACCACAUUUUCCGAAGAGAGAUCGACUACAACGCUAGUACCAACUAGCACACUGUCUAGCUCCUCAAGUGUCCCAUCGCCUACAGCCACUUCUUGGGCCCAUAGUAGGGCUAUAGCCCUAAAUGAGCAGUUUGCUGCUGGAGACUUGAACGGUAAAACAACCUGCUUUGAUGGAGAAAUCUCUUGUACUGCAGAUGGUAAAAUUGCCAUCUGCAAUUACGGCGACUGGGUAUACACAGAGUGUGCGGCGGGCACAACAUGUUUCGCGUAUGACACUGCAGACGUCGUGUCAAUAAGCUGCAAUUUCUCUGGGUUGAAAAGUGAUUUCGAGUAG
Lachancea fermentati is the source of this 1842-nucleotide messenger RNA. The record is from the annotation of a GenBank genome assembly. Lineage: Eukaryota; Fungi; Ascomycota; Saccharomycetes; Saccharomycetales; Saccharomycetaceae.